AUGCCUCUCGCCGUUGCCCCGGCAUCGGGCGGUGCAGAAGGCCCGCAGUUUGAAAAGGUCGACUGGAAGCGCGAGCCGGGUCUGCGCAAGCUCUACUUUUAUGCCAUUGUCUUGUGUGUCGCCUCGGCCACCACAGGUUACGAUGGGGGCUCGAUGCUCGGCCUGCUCGGCGCGCUCUACCAGAUCGGCAGCUUGUGCUCCAUCCCGCUGGUCCCCUUGUUUACCGACAAUCUGGGCCGCAAGCCGCCCAUCGCCGUCGGCUGCGUCAUUAUGAUUGUCGGCGCCGUGCUGCAGGGCAGCUGCCAGAACCUGGGCACGUUCAUGGGCGGGCGCGCGCUGCUGGGCUUUGGCAACUCGCUGGCCCAGAUCGCGUCGCCCAUGCUGCUCACGGAGCUGUGCCACCCGCAGCACCGCGGCCGCCUGACGACGGUGUACAACUGCCUGUGGAACGUGGGCGCGCUCAUCGUGACAUGGGUGUCGUUUGGUACCAACUACCUCAACAACAACAGCUCGUGGCGCAUCCCGGCGCUGCUGCAGGGGCUGCCGUCGGUGAUCCAGCUGUUCUUCAUCUACUGGGUGCCCGAGAGCCCGCGUUUCCUCAUGGCCAAGGACAAGCACGAGCAGGCGCUGGCGAUCCUGGCAAAGUACCACGGCAGCGGCGACGCCAACCACCCGACGGUGCAGUUUGAGUACCGCGAGAUCAAGGAGACGAUCCGGCUCGAGAUGGCCAGCAAGAAGAACAGCACGUACCUCGACUUUUUCCGCACGCGCGGCAACCGCUACCGCCUCGCCGUGCUCAUCUCGCUCGGCAUCUUCUCGCAGUGGUCCGGCAACGCCAUCAUCAGCAACUACCAGAGCAUCCUGUACGACACUGCCGGCAUCACGGACCCCACCACCAAGCUGGGCCUGUCGGGCGGCCAGACGGGGCUGGCCCUCGUCGUCUCCAUCAGCAUGGCCAUGCUCGUCGACAAGAUUGGCCGCCGGCCCAUGUUCCUGGCCUCCACCGCCGGCAUGUUUGGCACGUUUGUCUUCUGGACCCUGACGGCCGGCCUCUACCAGGACCAACACCUCCAACGCGCCUCGUACGCCAUGAUCUUCUUCAUCUGGCUCUUUGGCGUCUUCUACUCGCUCGCCUGGUCCGGCCUGCUCGUCGGCUACGCCAUUGAGAUUUUGCCCUACCGCCUGCGCGGCAAGGGCCUCAUGAUUAUGAACUACACCAUCCAGGCCGCGCUGACCCUCAACGUCUACGCCAACCCCGUCGCCUUUGACUACUUCAACGACCACUCGUGGAAGUUUUACCUCAUCUACACCUGCUGGAUCUUCCUCGAGCUCCUCUUUGUCUACUUUAUGUACGUCGAGACCCGCGGCCCCACCCUCGAGGAGCUGGCCAAGGUCAUUGACGGCCCCGAGGCGGCCGUGCCGGAGAUGGACCUGACACAGGUCGAGAAGGAGCUGCACCUCAACGAGGUCGAGCGGAUUUAG
Sporothrix schenckii 1099-18 is the source of this 1482-nucleotide messenger RNA. RefSeq lists its product as uncharacterized. Lineage: Eukaryota; Fungi; Ascomycota; Sordariomycetes; Ophiostomatales; Ophiostomataceae. Gene Ontology annotation, cellular component: membrane. The record is from RefSeq and is a predicted model, not a curated record. The coding region runs from base 1 to 1482 and encodes 493 amino acids. The transcript is spliced from 2 exons. Gene Ontology annotation, biological process: transmembrane transport; carbohydrate transport. Gene Ontology annotation, molecular function: carbohydrate:proton symporter activity.